Carassius carassius (crucian carp) is the source of this 997-nucleotide messenger RNA. RefSeq names its product calcium channel flower domain containing 1 (gene cacfd1). The coding region runs from base 295 to 801 and encodes 168 amino acids. Gene Ontology annotation, biological process: vesicle-mediated transport. The record is from RefSeq and is a predicted model, not a curated record. Lineage: Eukaryota; Metazoa; Chordata; Actinopteri; Cypriniformes; Cyprinidae. Gene Ontology annotation, cellular component: membrane. The transcript is spliced from 6 exons.
AGGCUCCACCCACAAUACAAAGCAGACAAGUGAACCUCCAAGACAAGAGAAGCAAAAGCUGUAGCGUUACUAAAUUAAACUGACAUUACACCGACUCUGAACACACCGUUUCAGCGACACUUUUUUAAACGACAAUUUUUUUCAAGAAGCCAAAAUUCGACAGCGAUCCUGAGAGGCUGACAUUACAGUCAGCUACCCGUUCCAGCCAUUGUCCUCGACGGGGAAAAAGCGACGCCCUCAGGCCGCCGCUGGUACUGCAGCACACCGGGAGUCUGAAUAAUUUAACUCUGGAAAAUGAGCUCAGAAGAGGCGACAGUCCCAACCAAAACAGCCACAGACGACGAUGGGAUGUCUUGGUGGUACCGCUGGAUCUGCAAACUGGCCGGUGUCUUGGGUGGUAUAUCAUGUGCAACGAUGGGCGUCUGGAACUGUGUGACUGUGAAUCCGUUGAACAUCGCGGCUGGAGUUUGGAUGGUGUUGACGGCGAUUGUGUUGUUCCUGUGUGAGGUGCCCUUCUGCUGUCAGUUCGUAGAGUUUGCCAAUGCUAUAGCGGCGCGUGCAGACCGUCUGAAGCCCUGGCAGAAAGCCCUGUUUUACUGCGGGAUGGCACUGUUUCCCAUCUUUCUGAGCUUCUCCAUCACUACUCUGUUUGGUAACGCCAUCGCUUUCGCUACAGGAGUGCUGUACGGACUCGCAUCCCUUGGAAAGAAAGGUGAUGCGGUGAGCUACGCUCGGUUGCAGCACCAAAAACAGGGCGACGAAGAGAAACUGACAGGAACGACAGACGGUUCAGUGCCGUGAACCUCCUCUACCUCCGCUGCGUCCUUCCCUCUCUUUUUCCCCUUCACGUAACGUUACAGUGUAACCUUUGACCUCUGACAGUGUGAGUCAGUCAGCACAAAUCAGUUUUAUGUAGGAUUUAUUAAAUAAAAUGGGUUUUAUGUGUAUUUUUUUCAAUUGCGCUAUCAUGCACAGUUGUUUUAUUUCAUUUUAAUCU